UCCGAGAUAAGGUCGGCUCGAUUCACUUAAUCCAGGGAAGGAGGGUAUAAAACAUCUCGCCAUGAAGGAGAAGUCAUCAUUGGAAAGUUUUCCAGAACGGGAACACUCUGAAAGAAACUAACUCUGAGAAUGUCAGCCACUGCAACCGUAAUGCGCUCCGUCAAAUCAGCAGCAACAUGUCUUCUCCUGUUGUCUGCUCUUCUCUACUGGGCUGACUCUUACCCCGACAUGGUCUCCUCGGAUGCUACGUGCAACGAGUGUGCGCUGAAAAAGAACGAGCUUUUCUCCGGGGACUUUCCCAUCUAUCAGUGUAUGGGCUGCUGUUUCUCCAGAGCUUACCCAACACCUCUCAACGUCAAGAAGAUGAUGAUGAUCCCCAAAAACUUCACCUCGGAGGCAACGUGCUGCAUCGCGAGGAACAGCUACGAGGUAAGACACAAGGACAUAAUCGUGAGAAACCACACCGGGUGCUAUUGCGGCACCUGCAUGUUUCACAAGAUCUGACAGAUAAAAAAAUAAGUUAUAGGAAUGGUUCAACUCCACUCCGCAAUUUCAUAUUUGCAAUGAGCUUUUCUUUUCUUUUUUUUCUUUUUUUAAUCUCAAUUUAGGAAUGCAUGUUCUUAUGUUGACCAGGUCAUCAUUUUUGCAGCUUUGUUUUGCUUGUUGUGUCAUGUACCCAAACAAUGUGAGCCCGCGUGUUGUCCUCAUUUGUUGUAUAUGCAACUUUGAAAAUGUUGUCAGUUGUGAAUGGAAUAA
Molecule: messenger RNA, 756 nt
Organism: Nerophis lumbriciformis (worm pipefish)
Lineage: Eukaryota; Metazoa; Chordata; Actinopteri; Syngnathiformes; Syngnathidae
Gene: cga
Product: glycoprotein hormones, alpha polypeptide
Biological process (GO): thyroid hormone generation; positive regulation of steroid biosynthetic process
Cellular component (GO): extracellular region; follicle-stimulating hormone complex
Molecular function (GO): follicle-stimulating hormone activity
Source: RefSeq, a predicted model, not a curated record